AUGAUCGUCAUACUUUGCAUGUGGCUACAAUUAACGCAGUUACGCUCCGAGUCAGCGAACUUUAUCUGCGGCAUCAUCCUUGAGCAUCAGAACUUCGGGCUCUUAUUCCUCUGCGCUGUCCAUCGGAGUUCAGAUCUCGAUACGUUCCAUGAAAAAUCGAUAUUGAACCCUAGCUCCCCGGUUGCGCUUGUUCAGCCCAUCCCGAGGGUUAUAAAGGGCUCGAAUUCGCUUGAGCCACCCGCUACAGAUGCUACAGGCAAAGUUCCGGUUCCGAGUGUGCUAAAUGUUCCCAAAUCUGCCAGCUCUAAGAUUGGGGGACUCUUCAUCUGCGAUUGUUGUCCUAAGAAGCCCAAGAAAUUCGACAAUCCAGACGAUUUACGAUCGCAUGAGAUGGAAAAGCAGUAUUCCUGCCAAUACUGCAACAAUCGCUUCAAGAAUAAGAACGAGGCUGAACGGCAUCAAAAUUCGCUCCACCUUCGACGUCAUUCCUGGUCUUGUGCCGCUCUUCAAGGAUUCCAAGCAGCAUUCCACGGCUCGGUAUCCCCAUCUUAUCAAACAAAUGCUGGCCCGUCGCACGACACAUGCGGUUAUUGUGGGGAGGAAUUCGCGAAUUUCCCUCGGCCAGACUGGGAUGCCAGAUUCGAGCAUUUGACCACAGUGCAUAAAUUUGGCGAAUGCAACAAUGCAAAGAAAUUCUUCCGCGCUGAUCAUUUCCGCCAACAUCUGAAGCAUAGCCAUGCUGGAAGCAGUGGCAAAUGGACCAAUAUCCUGGAGAAUGCCUGUAUGAAGGAAGAACAGCCUCCGGAGCCUCGAGAUAAAAUUCAAUCCAUGUCGAAUGCCGGAUCCUUGACAUCAAAUACGAUUGAUGAAGUUCUUACGGAACAAUGA
This is a messenger RNA of Penicillium malachiteum, 888 nucleotides long. RefSeq lists its product as uncharacterized. Bases 1 to 888 code for a protein of 295 amino acids. The record is from RefSeq and is a predicted model, not a curated record. The transcript is spliced from 4 exons. NCBI's taxonomy places the organism in Eukaryota, Fungi, Ascomycota, Eurotiomycetes, Eurotiales, Aspergillaceae.